ACUGUCUCUUUAAACAGGGUACUGAAGGGGGAAGUUAAACUCAUGUCGCUUGUUUGACAGCAGUGAUUGUCACUUUCAUCUUGUGUUCGCUGUUAUAUCGAUACACAGUGUGCAGCGAUGGCUCAAUAAACCGCUGAUCGAAGAUUUUAAAAGCGGUGAAGCUGAGAGAGCUGUAGAUUAGGCUAACAAUGCUAAGCUAGCACCAGUUGAUCUGAUGUGUUCCUGCGUUGAGUGAAUGUGUGACUCUUCACCCUUCCCAGGAUUAUAUACCCGCACUUUCAACUGAAACAGGAUUUGUUUUAUACUUCAGACCUGCGUUUAAACAUUUAAGCAUGGAGUCGUUUGAAAGCGAAAGGGCUCCACUGCCCAGGAACAUGAUUGAGAACGACAUGUUUGAAGAGGAGCCAGAUGUGGUGGAUUUGGCGAAGGAGUCUCCGUCCUACCCCAUCGACUCAGACGAUGUGGUCUAUGAACCCCGCAGCUCUCGACUGCUAGUCCGAGGCCUUGGAGAAAACGACCUGGAUGAAGACGAAGAAGAUUACGAAUCAUCUGCCCGUCUUCUUGGAAUGUCCUUCAUGAAUCGUAGUUCCAACCAGCGCAGCGCUGCUUCGUCCUACACCCGACAGCAGCAUUCUGGAUCGUGCUCGAGGCCUUCGACUAAGACUACGGUGGUAGGUGUUUUCAUCCUGGUGCUGGUGGCCUCUGUGUUUAUGGUCAUCUACUUCGUGCCAGGCUGCACUUUCAGUAGAAAUGGCUGCCCGAAGACCAAUUCAACCAUGAACAGCAUCUAUCCCAUUUCCACGAACGGUGAAGUUUUCCCGUGGACCGAGUUGAGGUUACCGUCUAGCGUGCAUCCUGUGCAUUACAAUAUUUCACUCUAUCCCAACCUGACCCUCAUGACCUUCCAAGGCAGUGUAUCCAUCUUAGUGGAAGUCUUGCAUGAAACAAAGAAUAUUGUCCUUCACAGUUCUGAUAUGAGCAUCACCAAGGCCACUUUCGAAGGUGAAGAGGUACAUGUUUUGGAGUACAAACCUUGGCAGCAAAUCGCUAUCAAACUUAAAGACGUUUAUAAGAAGGGACAAUACGUUUUGAACAUUAACUACAAAGCAAACCUCUCCAACAGCUACGAUGGCUUCUAUAACAGCUCUUAUGUCGACACCAAUGGUACAAAAAGAGUUUUGGCCGCUACUCAAUUUGAGCCCUUGGCAGCCCGCAAGGCUUUCCCUUGUUUUGACGAACCAGCUUUUAAAUCAACUUUUACAAUUAAGAUGACCAGAGAACCCAUGUACAUCAGCCUUUCAAACAUGCCCAAGGUCAAAACCACAGAUUUAAAAAAUGGGCUUCAAGAAGAUGAGUUUGAAAAAAGUGUUAAAAUGAGCACUUACCUAGUUGCAUUUAUUGUGGCUGAAUUUGUUGGUGUCAGUAAUAACGUCUCUAAAACAAUGGUGUCUGUGUAUGCCGUUCCAGACAAAAAGGAUCAAGUGCAGUAUGCUCUGGACACAGCUUGCAAACUUUUGGAUUUCUACAAUAUGUUCUUUGAGAAUGAUUACCCGUUAAGGAAGCUGGAUCUAGUGGCUAUUCCUGACUUCCUCGCCGGAGCCAUGGAGAACUGGGGACUAAUCACAUUCCGUGAGACGACUUUGCUAGUAGGAAGUAAUUCCUCCUCUAUAGACAAGCAACUGGUGACCUCUGUUAUUGCUCAUGAACUUGCCCACCAGUGGUUUGGAAAUCUGGUCACUAUGCGAUGGUGGAAUGAUCUUUGGCUGAAUGAAGGAUUUGCAACCUACAUGCAGUACAUGUCGAUUGAAACUGUGUUCCCAGACCUUGACAUAGACACUGAAUUCUUAAAUGUUCGCUUUAAAGCCCAGGGUAAAGAUGCAUUGAACUCAUCCCACCCAGUCUCUACUGUGGUGAGCACCCCUGAACAGGUGGAAGAAAUGUUUGACUCUGUGUCUUAUGAGAAGGGGGCUUCAAUACUGCUGAUGCUCAAUGCAACCCUCUCAAAUGGGGAGUUUCGAAAAGGAGUGAUUGAAUACUUACAAAAGUAUAACCUAUCAAACACAGAAAGCGAAGACUUAUGGAACAGUCUUUCCCAGGUGAGCAAACAAAACUUAAGUGUAUCUGAGAUGAUGAACACCUGGACUGUUCAUAAGGGCUUUCCUCUGGUCACAGUGAAGAGAAGUGGCAACAAAGUGACACUGACACAAGAACAUUUCCUUCUGAAUGCUGAAAACAGCACAGGCGACAGCAGCUUGUGGCAUAUUCCCUUGACGUAUGUAAAUGACAGCUGCAGUCUUCUCAGCUCCUGCAAGCAAGUGUUUCAUCUCAAGGACAAAACAGCCACGUUAAAGCUUCCAAGUCAAGUGAAGUGGUUGAAGUUCAACUUCAGAAGUGAUGGCUUCUACAUAGUGCAUUACGAUGAGGAGGGAUGGAGUGACUUGAUUGUGGCUUUGAACGAGGAUGUGAAUGUCCUCUCCUCCAAAGACAGAGCAGCUCUCAUCAAUAACAUCUUUGCUCUCUCCAGAGCGGGCAAGGUGUCUUUCAAGCAGGUCUUGAAUCUAAUGGACUACAUCAAAAAUGAGACAGCGACGGCUCCGCUGACUGAAGCUCUCUUCCAGCUUGGUCAGAUCUACAGGUUGCUGGACAAAAGAUCAGAGUUGAACUUGGCUUCUAGAAUGGUGAGUUACAUUGAUGACCAUUUCGGAAGUUUAAUGGAGAAUCAGUCAUGGGAUCUGGAAACUUCUGUGUCAAAUAUGACGCUUCGGUCUGCCCUGCUGGAGAUGGCAUGUUCCCUUGACAUAAGUAACUGCACAGUAAAUGCAAAACGUCUGUUUGAUCAGUGGCUUACUUCCAACAAAACUUCUCAUUUUAGGAUUCCCAGUGAUCUCAUGAGAACAGUCUUCAAAGUUGCUGCUCAGACAGAUGAAGGAUGGAGUAAGCUUCUAUACACGUAUAAACACUCCAUCAAUGACCCAGAGAAACGCAAGACACUGGAAGCUUUGGCCAGCACUCAGGAUGUACGGAAAAUCAUUUGGAUUCUGCAGAAAAGUCUUGAUGGGAGUGAGAUUCAAACUCAAGAAUUUCCUUUGGUGAUCAACACAAUUUGCAAGAACUUUGCUGGUUACCUCUACGCUUGGGAUUUUGUGAAGGAGAACUGGGAUCAGAUCACUCAAAAGUUUCCUGUUGGAUCCUUUGCCAUUCAGAGCAUCAUCAUGUCUGCGACCAGUCAGUUUUCCACAAAAACCCAUCUAAUGGAGGCCCAGAACUUCUUUUCUUCUCUGGGGACGAAAGGAUCUCAGAUGAGGAUCGUGCAGGAAGCCAUUGAGACCAUUAAGCUGAACAUGCGAUGGAUGGACAAUAUCUUGAACACGCUCCAGAAUUGGUUGUAGUGUGAGGAGGAGCAGACGGCUCCUCUCUCGUGCCUCUCGGUCCCUCAGGUGUCAUCGCCGGGCACAUGCAGGUGUGAGCGAUAUUACGGUCAUACAAGCCAGAGCCAUAAAUAUACAAUGUUAGGCCAAUCUCAAGACAGAAGGGCAGAUUUACUCGGAUGCAAAGGGCCACUUAAAAAAAGAAAUCUUUUCAGGGCAUCUAAUAGGGAAUUUUUUCCAGAGUACUCCAUUGAGCUGUGAACUAGCCAGAAGCCUGCCCUAAACGUAUUUAGCCUUUAAUACUAGCUUAUAUACAUGAACAAGUCUGGAUAUUAAUUGUAAAGCAUAUUUUUUGUCGUUCCUCCAAGUUCUGAGUGAAGUGAAACCUUACAGUCAGCAUAUGAUUUCCUGUGUCAUAAUUUUAGUGUUAGUUGCUGCUUGGGCCCAACUUAGUAUGUGUAUGGCUCUGGCCUCAAGCACUAUUUGCACUAUUCAAAGAUUCAGCUUGCUCAGGGCAAAUCUGGUUGUUGUUGAAAUAUCAUGAUGCAUUUAAACCCUUUUACUUAAUGUCAGUGGCUACAGACCAAAACCUCCUAUCAGUAUCUCUUAAAUAUGCCCUUAUCGCAAUUUGCCAAAACAAAAAGUGAAAUACUGAAAUUAUACUACACGAGUGUUAUCACAAUCCCCCUUUUUUUCUAAAUAUAAAAGUUUUAUUUAUGAAUGUGGAGGUGCAUUUUUAAUUAUUUGCAUAGUCUGCAGUGCUUGAAUCCAGCACUAUGUAAAUGUUCUUGCCUUAGAAGUUUUCCGUAACUUUCAUCCUUUGCACAAGAUGUUUAAUUUCGAGUUGAAUGUGUAUAUUAUGUUUUUUUGUGCAGGCUUGCAUAUAGGUAAAAUAUUAGCAUUUCUAAAACAUUUAGGUGUGGAUUUUAUUUUGGGUUUUGCUAUGCACAUUCUGAAGAAGCUGAAAUAUUUUACAGUUCUGUUGUUAUACAUGUAUAAUGAGAAAAAACUCUUUGGUUUGACAUACUUGUUAGCAAGUCUUUAUGUACAAAGCUUUAGUUAUGGUAAUCCACUGUUGUCAUAUUGCCACAAGACAAACAAGGGGCCCUAAAAUCACAUCACUGAUUGAGAGUUACAUUUUUCACUGGUUGCUACUGAUUUGUACUCUUGAUUUGUGUGUUGAUUUUCAUGCUAUUCAGGAAUUGUUUUUAAAGAUUUCAAAUGCUUUUAGUUGGUCAAAAAAAUAUGGAGUCGCAAACUCGCACAAAUGUAAACUCGUGAUACAGUCCAUAAACGCACACACAUCGCUUUGCUUCAGUGCACAAAAACUGAGUUGUUGCUGAGUGUGAGUAUUUUUAAUAUUAUUUUAACUCCAUACAUCAAUGUUUAGUUUUGUUCAUGGCGUGUGAGAAUCUGCGCUCGCUGUCUUUAGCUCAAAUGUCAACACACUUCCAGGGUUUUGAUUAUAACUCAGUGAUUUGACCUCUUAAAUGUCCAAUAUGACUGGUACGUUGUAAUACAGCUGGUACAUUGUAAUUACUUUGUAUGUAGCAGUUGUAGUUUUGCUUGAACAUAAGCUUUAUUUGUGAUAGAAUAAGGACAACGGCAGCAUUGUUACACUGUAAUGGACACUUCUGAUGUCAGGAUGGAGCGUUACAGUUAUUGAUGAAUGUAUUCAUGUUUGUUACUAUGGAUCUGUUUGAACACAAAUGUUAUGAUUGUAAUUCCAUUGUGUCUGAAUUCAUCUGGAUAUGGUUAAUUAAACACAAUGAGGUGUUCAAAAUACAGUGUAUCUAUCUGUUGAA
Molecule: messenger RNA, 5173 nt
Organism: Labeo rohita (rohu)
Lineage: Eukaryota; Metazoa; Chordata; Actinopteri; Cypriniformes; Cyprinidae
Gene: lnpep
Product: leucyl/cystinyl aminopeptidase
Exons: 18
Coding region: 333-3389 (1018 amino acids)
Biological process (GO): proteolysis; peptide catabolic process
Cellular component (GO): cytoplasm
Molecular function (GO): peptide binding; zinc ion binding; metalloaminopeptidase activity
Source: RefSeq, a predicted model, not a curated record